This is a messenger RNA of Monopterus albus (swamp eel), 5279 nucleotides long. It is a transcript of the gene polr1a, whose product is annotated as RNA polymerase I subunit A. The coding region runs from base 84 to 5135 and encodes 1683 amino acids. The transcript has 37 exons. The record is from RefSeq and is a predicted model, not a curated record. NCBI's taxonomy places the organism in Eukaryota, Metazoa, Chordata, Actinopteri, Synbranchiformes, Synbranchidae. Gene Ontology annotation, molecular function: DNA binding. Gene Ontology annotation, biological process: DNA-templated transcription. Gene Ontology annotation, cellular component: RNA polymerase I complex.
CGUGUGUCACUGGAGUAAUGUGUCGCAUGUGGUUUAACAGUGCGCCAUGAAUUUAUGUCAGUAAGUUAAGAUAAUUCUUCAAAAUGUUUUUUGGAAAAGAAGUGCCAUGGCGGCGUUUGGAGGGCAUGUCGUUUGGCAUGUACUCUUCGGAAGAGAUAAGGAAGCUGAGUGUGAAGGCGAUCACUAACUUCAGAUUCCUCGAUGGUGUUGGGAAUGUGGCCCCGAACAGCCUGUACGACCUGGCCCUGGGACCAGCAGACAACAAAGAGGUUUGUUCAACUUGCUGUCAGGACUUCAACAACUGUCCAGGCCACCUGGGACAUGUAGAGCUACCUCUGCCUGUAUACAACCCGCUGUUCUUUGAUAAACUCUACCUACUGAUUCGGGGUUCGUGUCUGGUGUGUCACAUGUUAACCUGUCCCCGAGCUGCCAUCCACCUGCUGCUCAACCAGCUCACGUUAGUGGACCUCGGAGCCAUGCAGGAGGUCUACCAAGCAGAGCAAGUUCUCAAUCAUUACCUGGAGGAGAAUCCCACAGCCACUGGAGAUGAGAUUCAGCAGGUGCUUAAGGAGUUUAUAAACACGGUAAUUGGAGUGAACACUGAAGGUUCAGAGAACAUCAAACCAAUUAAACACCUGGUUGAAAAGAAAACCAGCCUGAUAAAUGACUUCUGGAAGAUCCAUAUUAAAUCUAGGAAAUGUCCUUUCUGCAGGAGUGGUAGAUUCACAGUGCGUCGUGAACACAACAGUAAGCUGAUUGUCACAGCGCCGGCAGGGGUAAAGACCAGUACUGGUGAUACUGAUGCACUAGAUCUGACGGAUGGUAAGAGAGUCUACCUGACUGCUAGUACUGCUAGAGAACACACCAUCCAACUGUGGGAGAAAGAAGGUUUCUUUCUGAAGUGUCUGUUCUCUGGGCUGGAGGAGGGACAGAAAGGUUUCUGGCCUGACUUGUUCUUCUUAGACCUGCUCGUGGUCCCACCUUGCAGGUAUCGCCCCAUCAAUCGACUGGGUGACCAGAUGUUUACCAACAGUCAGACAGUCAACAUGCAGGCUGUCAUGAAGGACUGUGUAAUCAUAAGGAAACUUCUGGCUCUCAUUGCAGGAGAGAAAGAUACUCAGGAAGAAGAGGCUCCUGAACAGACCGACCAGUCAUUUCUCUCUGGGAUCCCUGGACAGACUUUAACAGAUAAACUCUACAACAUCUGGAUCCGACUACAGUCCCACGUCAACAUUGUUUUUGACAGUGACAUGGACAAACUGAUGACUGAAAAGUACCCUGGAAUUAGACAGAUCCUGGAGAAGAAGGACGGAUUGUUCCGGAAACACAUGAUGGGCAAACGAGUGGACUAUGCAGCACGAUCUGUCAUUUGUCCAGACAUGUACAUAGGAACCAACGAGAUAGGAAUACCUAUGGUGUUUGCCACCAAGCUGACGUACCCUCAACCUGUCACUCCAUGGAACGUGAAGGAGCUUCGCCAGGCCGUCCUUAACGGGCCCAGCGUCCACCCUGGUGCUUCCAUGGUGAUAAACGAGGAUGGCAGGAGAACCAUCCUAUCAGCUACUAGCUUUGCACAGAGAGAAGCGGUUGCUAAGCAGCUGCUGACACCCUGUCCUGGUCCACAUAAGAUGCCAAUGAAGAUAGUGAAUCGUCAUAUAAAAAAUGGAGAUGUUUUGUUACUCAACAGACAACCAACUCUACACAGACCCUCCAUACAGGCCCACUGUGCCCGCAUCCUACCAGGAGAGAAGGUACUAAGGCUCCAUUAUGCCAACUGCAAGGCGUACAAUGCUGACUUUGAUGGAGAUGAAAUGAAUGCUCACUUCCCUCAGAGCGAGCUGGCCAGAGCAGAGGCCUAUACGUUAGUCAGCACGGACCAGCAGUACCUUGUCCCCAAGGAUGGUAAACCUUUAGCGGGUCUGAUCCAGGACCACAUGGUGUCAGGAACGAGGAUGACGAUACGAGGAUGUUUCUUCACCAGAGACCAGUAUACAGAGUUGGUGUACAGAGGACUGACAGACAAACCAGGUAGAGUCAAGCUGCUGCCGCCAGCCAUACUCAAACCACGGCUGCUAUGGACAGGAAAACAGGUGGUUUCUACGCUUCUGCUAAAUGUGAUCCCACACAACGCUGUGCCUCUCAAUCUGGUGGGCAAAUCAAAAAUUCCCAGCAAAGCAUGGAUCCAAGUCCCGCCACGUGCAGCUCCGGGAUACAGACCUGACAGCAUGUGUGACUCACAGGUGGUGAUUCGUCAGGGGGAGCUGUUGGUGGGGGUUUUGGACAAAGCUCACUAUGGCUCUUCAGCCUACGGCCUGGUCCACUGCUGCUAUGAGCUGUAUGGAGGAGAGACUAGUGGCAAACUGCUCAGCUCUCUGGCCCGACUUUUCACUGCUUACCUGCAGCUCUACAGAGGCUUUACCCUGAGCGUGGAGGACAUCCUGGUGAAAUCGGGCGCCAAUAAGCAGAGGAAAAAAAUUAUUAAGACGUCUCUGAAGAUUGGCACCAAAGCCCUUCAUGCAGCGUUCAACCUGCCCUCCAGCGUAGAUCAAGCUGAGGCUCGGAGUCGCUGGCAGGACGCUCACCUCAACCCAGACCAGAGAGACUUCACCAUGGCUGACCACAAGUUCAAAGAAGUGGCCAAUCAAGUGAACAAUGAUAUCAACAAGGUGUGUAUGCCAGCUGGACUCCACACCUCUUUCCCAGACAACAAUCUCCAGCUGAUGGUCCAAUCAGGAGCCAAGGGGUCGACUGUUAACACCAUGCAGAUUUCCUGUCUACUAGGUCAGAUUGAGUUGGAGGGCCGCAGGCCUCCUCUGAUGCCUUCUGGAAAAUUUUUGCCAUGCUUCCAGCCAUAUGACCCUUCACCUGGCGCUGGGGGCUUUGUCUCUGGAAGGUUCCUCACAGGCAUCAAAGCACAGGAGUUCUUCUUCCACUGCAUGGCUGGCAGAGAGGGACUGGUCGACACAGCUGUGAAAACAUCUAGAUCAGGAUACCUGCAGAGAUGCAUCAUAAAGCAUCUGGAGGGUUUGGUAGUACAGUAUGAUAUGACAGUGAGGGACAGCGAUGGAUCAGUGGUCCAGUUCCUGUAUGGUGAGGAUGGGCUGGACAUCCCAAAGACUCAGUUCCUUCAGCCACGACAGUUCCCAUUCAUAGAGGACAACUAUGAGGUCAUCAAGAGGUCCCAGGGCCUGGAUGAGGUUUUAGAACGUUUGGACCUUCAGAGUGCCAGUCAGCACUAUGCAGCCAUCCAGCGCUGGAAAGCAAAGAGAGAGACAGCAUGUCCACGGAGAGGUGCGUUCCUGUUAUUUUCCCAGAAGAAGUUAGCCAAACUAAAACGAACUGAACAUGGAACAGAGCCAGCUGUGUACAACAGAGAGCUCAUACAGCAGUGGCGCUCUCUGGAUGAAGUAAGCAGAUCAAAAUACAGGAGGAAGUCCUCCCGCUGUCCUGAACCAUCUCUGGGUAUAUUUAGGCCAGAUGUCUGCUUCGGAUCUAUUUCUGAAAACUUUCAUGACAUCACAGAGAAAUACCUGCAGAGCAGAGGCCAGAGUCAGGACAGCUUGGAUACACACAGCCUUCGCCAGCUGUUUCAUUAUAAGUGGCAGCGUUCACUGUGCAACCCUGGUGAAGCAGUGGGUCUCCUGGCAGCUCAGUCCAUAGGCGAACCCUCCACCCAGAUGACCCUCAAUACCUUCCACUUUGCUGGCAGAGGAGAGAUGAACGUCACUUUGGGAAUCCCUCGACUGAGGGAGAUCCUGAUGGUGGCCAGCUCCAACAUUAAAACUCCCAUGAUGAGUGUCCCAGUGCUAAACAACGAGAGAGCCUUAAACAGGGCCAAGACGCUCCGUAAGAAACUCAACAGGGUGUAUCUGGCUGAGGUGCUGCACAAGGUGAAUGUGGUAGAGACUCUGCGGAUUGCAAGUCACGAAAAGCAGCGCGCUUUCAAAGUCACCUUCCACUUUCUUCCUGCACAGCGCUACUGUGAUGACAAGCUGCUGUCGCCUCACCAAAUCCUCCACUACAUGGAAACAAGGUUUUUCCGUCUCCUCCUUGAAGCCAUUAAGAAGCGCAGCGCCAAACUGGCCUCCAUCGUUGUAGAGACGAGGAAGGCCACUCCCCGAGAUAAAGACCAUGAUGGUGAUGGAACGGGUGACACAGCAGGGGUAGAUGAUUUGGAGGGAGAGGAGGAGAGAGAGAUUGUUGAUGACCAAGGGAAUGAAGGAGAUGCCGACGCUUCAGACGCCAAGAGAAAAGGCAAGCAGGAAGAGGAGGUGGACUAUGAGAGUGAGGAGGAAGAUGAACGUGGGAGUGCCGAAGAUAAAGAAGAUCAGGGGGAGGAAGAGGAGGAGGAGAGUGCAGAGGACCAGGCACUGGACAAGGCUCAGGCAGAGUCUGCAGGAGUGAGGGUGGAAAGGAAGGCAAAAAGAGAAAAAGGAGGAGGAAAAGGAAAAGAAGACACCUUGAAACAGAUAAGAGUGAACUCUGUUCUGGACUCCAACCAGGCAAUAGAGAGAUACUCCUAUGAUCACAAGCACGAGCUCUGGUGUGAGGUUGACCUGGUCUUGCCAUUGACCAAGGUGCACUUCGACCUGACCUCAGUCCUGUCAGCACUGGCCCAGAAUGCUGUAAUUAUGGAAACCAAGGGCCUGACUCGCUGCCUGUUAAGUGAAACUACAACAAAGAUGGGGGAAAAAGAGACGAUUCUCAAUACGGAGGGCAUCAACAUGCACGAAAUGUUCAAGCACAGUGAUAUCUUGGACAUCAACAGGCUCUACUCCAAUGAGAUCCAUGCCAUGGCCAACACCUAUGGCAUUGAAGUAGCUCUGAAGGUCAUAGAGAAGGAGAUAAAGGAUGUCUUUGCUGUCUACGGUAUUGAGGUUGACCCCAGACAUUUGUCACUGGUAGCAGACUACAUGUGUUUUGAAGGUGUAUAUAAGCCAUUAAACCGGCACGCCAUCAGGUCCAACUCAUCCCCCCUGCAGCAGAUGACCUUUGAGACAAGCUACAAAUUCCUCAAGCAGGCCACCAUGCUGGGGUCGCACGAUCAGCUGGUGUCACCCUCAGCCUGCCUGGUGGUGGGGAAGGUGGUUAAAGGUGGAACAGGACUGUUUGAACUGAAACAACCUCUGCAGUAGGAGAGCACAUACUGCAGAGAGCAGUCAGAUUGGUUGGAUGUGGAAAAAAUGAAGAAAUGACCUGAUGCGAUUACAGAGUUAAAGUGCAUUUUCGUUCAGUUAUGAUGACAGCAUAAAAAUAUUUUUCUCCUUUUAUUUAAUAAU